Messenger RNA from Trichogramma pretiosum, 1954 nucleotides. RefSeq names its product probable tubulin polyglutamylase TTLL1 (gene TTLL1B). Gene Ontology annotation, molecular function: tubulin binding; tubulin-glutamic acid ligase activity. Gene Ontology annotation, cellular component: cilium. The coding region runs from base 306 to 1604 and encodes 432 amino acids. The transcript has 9 exons. Gene Ontology annotation, biological process: protein polyglutamylation; microtubule cytoskeleton organization. Lineage: Eukaryota; Metazoa; Arthropoda; Insecta; Hymenoptera; Trichogrammatidae. The record is from RefSeq and is a predicted model, not a curated record.
CAAGAAUUCGCAUAUGCCGCAGCAGUCUGAUAGUGCAAAGCCCGCCAAAUCAUUCUCCUGCCUAUUUUUUGACCCUGUCCUUCUUAUCAUCAAUAUAUAAUUAGAAUGCUUUUCAUACUUGACAACAAAGGUGUAUCCGAGCGUUGCCAUAUAGACCCAAACAGCUUUACAUUUUAUCGAUUAAAUUCUAGUAAACGCGGAUGUUGAUUAGUCGACCUGUACCAUCCUAGUGGUUUUAUGGAUAAGUUGUUUAUAACGUUCAUCUAGUUUGAAUUAAAGUUUAUUAAAAAAAAAACAAAUUAAAAAUGUCCAAUCAGGAAAAUAAAAGAAAUUUUAAUCAACAUUCGUCCUCCAUUUACGGAAGAGUCCCGACUGUUGGACCUGAUAAAACGAAGGUAACAUUUUGCACGGAUAUGGACAAAUCUGUGAUUGUAUACAAUUUUGAGAAGCGAGGCUGGGCUCAAGUGACACCUGAAGACGAUUGGAAUUUCUAUUGGGCUGUCACGCAAUCAUGCAGAAACAUUUUUAGUAUCGAGACCGGUUAUCGUAUGGGUGAUAAUCAAACAAUCAAUCAUUUUCCCAACCAUUAUGAACUGACAAGAAAAGAUUUACUAGUUAAAAAUAUCAAGCGUUAUCGCAAAGAUUUAGAGAGAGAAGGAAAUCCAUUGGCUGAACGAGGAGAAGGGCCUGGAAAAUAUCUUCACUUGGAUUUUAUUCCAGUGACAUUUGUUUUACCUGCUGAUUACAAUAUGUUCGUGGAAGAAUAUAGAAAAUCGCCACAAAGCACGUGGAUUAUGAAACCUUGUGGCAAGUCGCAAGGUGCUGGCAUUUUUCUUAUCAAUAAAUUGAGCAAACUGAAAAAAUGGUCGAGAGAAGCGCGCAACCCCUUCAAUCCCAAUCUUACCAAAGAGUCUUACGUUAUAUCAAGGUACAUAGACAAUCCACUGCUGAUAGGUGGGAAAAAAUUUGAUUUACGUCUGUACGUGCUCAUUACGUCGUUUAGACCUCUGAAGGCAUACCUGUUCAAACUGGGCUUUUGCCGAUUUUGCACCGUGAAAUACGAUACUAGCAUCCAGGAACUUGACAAUAUGUACGUACACUUGACCAAUGUUUCAGUGCAGAAACACGGAGAAGAAUACAACAGCCUGCACGGCGGCAAAUUGAGCGUUCAAAAUCUGCGGCUGUAUUUGGAGAGCACGCGAGGCAAAGCGGUGACCGAGAAGCUCUUUGCCAACAUAUCCUGGUGUAUUGUGCACUCGCUAAAGGCUGUCGCGCCGGUAAUGGCCAACGACCGGCACUGUUUCGAGUGCUACGGCUACGACAUCAUCAUCGACAACAAGCUCAAGCCUUGGUUGAUCGAGGUGAAUGCCUCACCGUCCCUCACCUCGACCACUGUCAACGACCGCAUCCUCAAGUAUAAGCUUAUCGAUAAUAUUGUCUCGCUUGUACUUCCAUCCGAUGGCGUGCCCGAUGUUCGAUGGAACAAAUGCCCAAGUCAAGAAGCUAUGGGCAACUUUGAAUUGCUGAUUGACGAGGAGCUGGCCUACCAAGAUGAAAGAGAAAAUCCAACCAAGUAUAAAAGUUCCCAUGGUAAAUGGAAAUAAUAACUGUGAUACUUAUACAAAGAUUAUAAACGUAUUCAUUUUAAAAGUGUCCUAUAUGACAAUGUAUGACUGCCCAUAGUUAAAUAAUUGUUUAUACUAGUCUUUUUUUUACAAUUUUAUAGGGAAAUUAAUUAAAUUGUAAAAAACUUGUUAACUAAAAUUUUAAGUUUAUUCAAGAAUUACUACUUGAUUAACCAUUUGCAUUUUAUCCAUCAAGUCUCAAGAGGCCGUUUUUUCGCCACUUCCGGACACUCUAUUUUCAAUGAAAAUGGAAUCUUUACAACUAUUUUCAACGUAAAAUUUGAUGAUAUUUUCAAAUAUGACCUUAGAUUAUCGAAACAAUGAGUAGA